CGUCAUAAUAUCAUAGAAGUUUGGCGUUUAAAAUAACAUUAACAUACACUGCGCUGCGUGGGCUACCAAAAUCGUACUUUUCUUGGUCCAACUUCUAGUUCAAAUUUUGGCAAAAGAACAGUGGCACACUGGCAACCCGAAUCAAAUCAAAUGUCAAAUGAAAAAACGGAUCUGACCGGACCGACCGGACCGCCACAUUUCGUACAUUGCGCGUAUAUUGUUAUAAAUUAAUAAUAAUAGACAAAUUUGUUUCUAAAGGUGUAUACAGCGCAUAUAAAUAGUUUCAUAAAUCAAAUAGCGUCUUAAGUUCAAGAAUGGAGGAUGAGGACUUUCUUCAACCAUCUCAGUUCUCCCGGACACAACAACGCAGCAACUCAACCAAUCCCUCCCAAAUGGUCACAAGCACCAUGAACCCGUCACCGAGCGGAUCGCAAGUCCGGCCGAGCCAGCCGAACCAGGCGCGAAGUCAGCCAUCAUUUCAGAACGAGCUGUCGCAGCUCCAGGAUGGGCUGAGGUUCCUUACGGAGAGAAUACAACAGCUUUCUGGAGAUAGGGGCAUCAAGCGACCAGCAGAACCUAAGCCGAACAUCAAAGAAGAAUGUCAGAUCUGUCACAAACUUUACGCCAACAAAACAACACUCUUCAGACACUACCAAGGUAUUCACAAGGAGAUGAACCCGGAGAGAUUCCACGGCUUCUCCGUUAACAGCACUGUAGUUAGUCUCGAUGCUUCUUUCAGAGAGAUACAUUGUCCUAUCUGCGCGUAUGUAGCUCCCACGCAAAGUGCACUUGAUGCCCAUAAUAGAACUACACAUAACAACGUGGUUAAUGCAAACGUAGCUCCAUCUCAAACCACUGUUGAUGCUCAAAAUAGAGUGAUUAAUAGUAAUGUAGUUUCAAAUAAUACAGCUACAGCUAACAAUAAUGUUACUAACGUUAAUAAUGAUAAUAUUAAAGAUAAAAUGCACAAAUGUGAUGAAUGCGCUUGUUAUUUUGAAGAGAAAAACAAAUUCGAUGAGCACAUGAAAGUGCAACAUGGUUUCGAAGUUGUGUGUAAGAUUUGUAACAAGAAUUUCCGCUUUAAAGACAUUGAUGGACAUGUUAAAGAGAAACAUCCCGAUGUAUAUAGCAAGAAGCGUAAAGCUAACGUUGAAAAAAUCAUUGUUGAGAAAGUGAUGAAAGGUAAGAAAGGAAGGGUACAUGUGUUUACUUGUACUAAAUGUGAUACUAAAAUGUAUGACAAGAUGGAAGCGGAAAGGCAUGCUAGAGGCCACAAAAAGGGACUUCAAGUAAAAGUAGCUCCUAGAAACAAUGUAGCAAAUGCUGAAGAAAGUGUAUCAGUAGUGAGCUUCGAUGAUGAUAACGUUAUACUUACAUGCACCAAUUGUGAUAUUUCUACAGGUUCCUAUGACGCUGCUGUUGAGCAUUCACAAAACCAUAUAACAAAGAACACACAAUUUGUGACCCAAAUCUGUGAAAUAUGCGAUUUGAAGUUUGAACCGCUAUGCUACAAAAAACACAUUGACUUGCAUUACAGAAAUAAAGAAAUACACAGAGAAUCGUUCAAAUACUUUAAAUACAGAUAUGAAUACCUGUCAUUUGAAAAUUGGUUUAACUGUUUUGAUAUGGCCGAGCCUGCAGUGAAAAAAAUGAUAUCUGAAAGCAUUUAUGCACACACACGAUCUGUCAAAAUGUGGGUAUUGCAUGAAGGUACAUACAGUAUUUACAAAUGUUGUAAAUGUGAUAAUUUUGUCGAGCCGGCCGCGGUGGACAACCAUACUGUGAACUAUGACACUUGUGUCAAAGUUAAAUGUAGCUAUCCUUGCAAUAUUUGUAAAAGGACCUUCAACAAUCGAUUGGCCAUAAACAACCAUACAAAGAAUCACAAAAGCGAAGAGGCAUAUAAGAUUGUGUUAUUUAAUAAUGACAAUGAUAAAAGAUUCAAUGAAGUACUGAAUGCUAAUAAAUUGCAAUAUACUGCCAGUACCAGUAAUGCCAGUACUAGUAAUGCCAGUACCAGUAAUGCCAGUACCGGUCAUGGUAAUAUUUCCAAGGUAAUGUAUAAAUGCCUAUGCGGCCUUUGUUUUGUAAGAAAAGAAACCGCGGAUAGCCACAAAGUUAUAUGCCCAGGAAAAUAUGGCAAAAUUCAAUGUCUAAAAUGCAACUAUUUCUUCACUCAAGAAGAGUUAGUGGCGCAUGCCUUUAUACAUAACGAGAACGGAAUAGAAAUAAUUAUUGAAAAUAUUACUCCUGAAGUUAUUAUGGUUGAUUCAGACGAGGAAAUCAUUGAAAUUGAUUCAAGUGAUGAAGACGACGCACAUAAUGAAGGUUUGAACAAUAUUCAGAUUAGAGCUAUAAAAACUGAACAUGCAAUCCAAAGUUCCAGUGACGAGGCUGGCAAACAGAACAUGAAUACGAUAGAAAUGGCAGCAGCUGACGCAGGCGUCAGAAACGAAGACCAUGAGGCUUUAGAAGCCGCUACAUUAGUUACAGAAAAAAUGGAGCGAGAUGAUACAAAUGAAGAUGAGAAUAGAUCUAAUCACGAAAUGGGAGAAAUUAAUAAUGAAACGACCGACGACGAUUCUCAAGACACAAUUUCUUAUGAAAAUAUAGAAACCUCUGACGCAGUUAACCAAGCUACUAAUAUAAACAAGCCGGGUCAGUUAAAAUUAGUUGCGCCAAAUUUAUUAAUAAACCCAUUCCAUAACCCCUUUGAAAACGGGUUUUUGAAAGUAUGGGAUAUAGGAGCGUUGAACAGAGAAAUAAACACUGAUAUCGAAAAUAUAAGAGAACAAAUUGAAACGACGACUGACAAACCAUCUAAUGAAAUAGCUGUUAAAAAAGAGAAAUCUUGGUUGUAUGAUCCUACUGAUUUUUCUCAUAUUUCUAAACGUCAGUCUUUAAGGCAAGAAAUGCGUCCAAGAUCUAGUAAUCUACUACUUCAAGAAGUGGAGUCACUAUUGACUGAUGACGAGGACAAUGAAGAAACGGUACAUAAUAGUAUACGCGAAGAUCAUACGGACAAUGUAUCUAGCAAUGCGCCAACUGUUAUAGAACAGACUGUUAAUGGUACAAAUGAUGAAGAGAUAUUCAAUGAAAUAUCACAUAUUAAUAAUCUCAAUGAUAAUACACAUGAAAUUUUAAACAACGUUGAAGAAAUACGCGACAGAAUUGAAGAUAAAGAAAAUGACGCCCAAACAGAGUUGAACAGUAAUGAUAGGCACGGGGUUAAUAUAAAUAACUCAACUCGAAUUCUAAAUGAACAAAUAGAAAAUAAUGAAGAUCAAAGUGACGACGAUCUUUUUCUUCCAUCUCUACCACCAGGCAUUGAAAAUCGUGGACACAUGGAGCUUAAUCAUAAUCAAGAACAAAUUCCUAAAGAUACGAAUGAAAAAGUAUUUAACGCAGUGAACUUUUCUAAUGAGACGAUAGCUAAUGACGCAACUAAUGUUAAUACAGAAAACCCAACAGAGAAUGCAGAAGAAACAGAACACAGUACUAGAUCUGAGAAUGAUAAUAAUGAUUCCGUUAAUGCAGACAGUGUUGUAAAUCAAACAGAAAUUGAUAAUGAUAAAGUAGGUGAAAAUGUUAAUAUGAAUUCUAGACCAUCUGUUCUCGAAGAUACACCAACAAACAUUAAUGUUACCGAAAAAGAUAUGUAUUAUAUGCCAUCCGCUCUAAAAGAUGCAUCAACAACUACUAAUGUUAUUGAUAUUAGUAGUCAUAUUCAAGUAGUUUCGACUGAUUCUCAAGAAACCCAAACGAUAGCUACAGAUAAUAUAAUUAACAUAAAAAGAGAGUUCCAAUACAUGAAUAUAAAUAUAAAAAGAGAAUUAAUCGAGGAAAAUGAAAACACUGAAAAUAGCUGUGAUAAAGAUAAUCUAAUACAAAUAAAAAGAGAACCAAAUUAUGAUUUAGAGAACGUCUAUCACGAUAAUAAAGAAAAUCACUUUAAGGUUACAGAUACCGUGAACAACGAUAACUACAAUAAUUGUAGUAUUGUAUAAAAUAACAAUAAGACUUAUUUCUUAUUCAACGUUUUGCUUUUUAAAUUAUAAUUAAUGUUUGUGUUAAGUGACUUUGAGUCGGGAACACA
Messenger RNA from Cydia fagiglandana, 4096 nucleotides. RefSeq lists its product as uncharacterized. Gene Ontology annotation, cellular component: chromosome. Lineage: Eukaryota; Metazoa; Arthropoda; Insecta; Lepidoptera; Tortricidae. Gene Ontology annotation, biological process: regulation of transcription by RNA polymerase II. Gene Ontology annotation, molecular function: chromatin insulator sequence binding. The record is from RefSeq and is a predicted model, not a curated record. The transcript is spliced from 3 exons. Bases 315 to 4007 code for a protein of 1230 amino acids.